Porites lobata is the source of this 928-nucleotide messenger RNA. Lineage: Eukaryota; Metazoa; Cnidaria; Anthozoa; Scleractinia; Poritidae. The record is from the annotation of a GenBank genome assembly.
GUCAUCAAUCGCCUCUCUUAUGAUGCUUGUUCCGCGGAGAAGUCGAAAGAUUUAAUAUGCCCCCAAGAAAGUAUUUCAUUCGAUUCGAUUGGGUUUUACAAUACGUUUUGCUUUAGUUCUCUUCGUAGUCGCGAUUUUGUACCAGAGGAGAUGGCUGAUGGGCAACCAUUGCACAGGCUGCUUGGGCUGCUCGGGUGGCAAUGGAUAGCAUGGUUGGCUUGAUAUCAAUCUCCUGCUUCAAGUUAUAAUCUGAUCAGUAUACAAACACCAAACGAAACGAAGGAAUUUGAAAUAAAGAAAAAUAUUCUCACUGCAUACAUAAUUGGCCGGUGACGCUAGAAUUAAGUAACUCUUUUAAAUUCCGUUGUGUUGGGCCUGCGCGCUCGUAACAUGAUGCAUUGCGACCUGGGUUAGAACUGCUUAGUUUUUGCCCGCCUCUUGGCUAGUUCAACGGGGUUCAGUGGAAGUGACUUAGAAGUUUCGCCCCUCCCACCUCCCCUGGUGGCGGUUGACGUCGCUUACUCUCAUUAUUCGGCGUGCCUGUUGUCCUGGCAGUCGCGGUUGCCUCCCACAACUUAGUUCUCCGUGUCGGAACGAUAGGUAUGCGGUGCAAAUAUUAUACGAAUCACAUUUAAGCUGAAAGUGAUACAAUAUGACUUGACUGAAUUUUUAGCAUACAAAUGAUUCCUCAAAAUGUAAAGGUUUCGUUAUUUGUUUGACUUUGAAAAAAUCCGUGCCAGAUAUUUAGGUAAAACAUUUAGCACAACGAGCAACAGAAGCAUGUUGAUCGAUGGCUAAAAUAAAUUGUUCAAAGAAUACAUACGAAAGGGAACCGUCAUGAUUAGUUUUUUCUAUUUGAAUCGCAGGUGCAUUUGAUAAGAGCAGUUUGAAAGAUGGCGAAGGUGCAACGGAAACAAAGAACUUGUAA